Messenger RNA from Linum trigynum, 2925 nucleotides. Lineage: Eukaryota; Viridiplantae; Streptophyta; Magnoliopsida; Malpighiales; Linaceae. The record is from the annotation of a GenBank genome assembly.
CACUUUGACGGAGGGUUCCGCAAAGUUUUAUCUCCAAGAUUUCAGUUCGCUCUGGCUCUCUGAUUCUGAACCCGAAAGCGGCCUACUUCCCGCCGCCCUGCUGAAAUUCAAUAUAGGAAGCAGCUGGAUAAUUCAAAAACCAAUGAUUCGGAAGUACUUAUCUACUCAGAUGAGGUGGGUUUCGGCUUCUGGGUUCCCCAUUCCACUGGCUGCCGCCGUGAUGGCCGCCGCCGGGUUGGCCGUCGCCUUAAUUAGGGACCGUAAAUUGGGCAAUGGGUUACCUUGGUUGGGUCAGGGCAAGGAUGGCCGGGAGAAAGUGCUCUUAGUUCCUGGUUUGCAGAACUUGGGGAAUAAUUGCUUUCUUAAUGUGAUCUUGCAGGCUUUGGCAAGUUGCUCUCUUUUUCAGCCAUUCCUUCAAAAGAUCAUAGAAGAUUGCGAAUCCUCUGCCAGUGAAGAUUGGAGCGAGGGGUUGCAGCUAACAGUUGCUUUGGCUUCUUUGUUAGAAGAAUUAUGUUUAUGUGGAGAAGGUAGAGUGGUGUUAAGUCCCCGGCAAGUGAUGAUAGCGAUGGCUCAGUAUAUCCAGAACUUCAACCUUACCAGCCAACAGGAUGCAGAAGAAGCAUUCCUUCACCUGUUGUCCUCUUUGAGAGAAGAAUUUUCUGAUUGUUAUCCUCCCAGCCAGAGCUCACUGGCAGAGAUUAUCAAGAGUGCUCACUCCAGGAUUAUCACUCCGAAAAUUAAUGAACUAAAAAAUGAAAAGGAAAGAUGGCAGCAACACUUCCUUGGACCAUUCGAUGGUAUUCUUAGCAGCACAUUAAUCUGCCAAACUUGCUCAUCACAGAUUUCAUUGAAUUUUCAAUUUUUCCAUAGUCUGCCCCUCUCGCCAGUUCUUGGAUUUGGUGCACCAAUAAUCGUUGGAUGUACUCUAGAGGAUUGCAUGAAGCGGUUUAUAGCUUCGGAACAACUCGAUAAUUACCACUGUGGAAAUUGUUGGCACAUUGCAGCAAUAAAAUAUCUCAUUGUUAGAGGAGCCCCCGAGGCUGACAUUGAGAAGCUGAUGAAAUGUACUGAGAGAGAUUCGUGUGCCUGUCGUAGGGCUUUUCAUCUGGACAAUCUACCUUGGUCGAAUAAUUACUCGCGGACUUUGAAGCGACUUAGUAUAGCCCGUUGCCCAAAGAUCCUAUGCAUUCAUCUACAACGUGCUUCGGCUAAUCACUUUGGUGAGCCUAUCAAACUUCAGGGCCAUAUCAGUUUCCCCUUUGUUCUGAACCUGCUUCCAUUCACAUUUAGAGGGCUGCAAUCUCAAAAGCAAUACUCUCGUUUGAGCAGUCCUCAUGUGCAAUUUGAUACGGUAGUGCCAGCUUGCAUCAGUGGCCAAGAUUUAGCCGCCGAAGAAGCAUUAGUGGAAGAUAAAUUUGAAUGCUCCGAGCAAUUACAGACCAUUAUGGGAGAAGCCAAGUCGGUUGAGAUCAAAGUCAGUUUGGAGACCAUGGAGACUGAUGCAGGCUUCCCAACCGCAGACAAGGUGAAUGUGGUGUCUCCCUCGGUGUCUUCUCUCUACCGCCUAGUUUCUGUAGUGGAGCACUUUGGGAGGCCAGGAGGUGGGCACUACACGGUUUACCGAAGUGCACGCUGCAAUUCCCCAGAAGAAUGCAGCAGCAGGAACCAGGACAAGCCUUCCCAUCUUCACUGGUUCUGCAUUUCGGAUUCCCAGGUCUCGAUUGUUUCGGAGGAGGAUGUCCUUGCUGCAGAGGCAACCUUGCUCUUUUAUGAAAGAAUUGUAGAAGAAGGCUGAUUAUGUAGUAGGAUACUUUAUUCGCAGGAGGGGAGAGACCUGUUUUGUUGUAUCAUAGCAGAGAAGGAUAGACAUGGGGAUUAAAGUGGCAGUUGUAGAUUUUGAUGUUUGAGGAGACAGAAAGAAGAGGUUUCUUUCUUUACUUUGGCAACUUCAUUUUUAUAGGGAUCUAAAAAAUAAUAAUAAUAACUUAAAGGAUUACUGUAGCUCUGGCUAGUUGGGAAUGAAAAAAGGCAUUGCUAUUCGUCGCUCUAAAAUUCUUUAUUCGUCGCCCUAAUUAAGUUAAAUUUACUUUAAUAUCCUUGUUCAUUUAUUUGUCUUUCAAACACUUAAACCCAUGCCCGACUACCUCGUCGGAGGUCCAAUCGUCAUCAUCAUCGCUAUGUGAAUAAGAGCAAAAGGUAAAAAAGACUUUUUUUAUUUAUUUAUGAUAUUUUGGGGUCGGACGAGUUGAAGCUCGCCGGCAACCGUACGAGAACAUUUGAGGAAUGAUAAAGAGUUUUGAAUUGGAUGAACAGAUUACAAACGAAAAGAGAAUGCUUGUAGAUUAAAAAAGGAAAUUGGCUACUUUGCAGUCAUUAUCGCUGCUUUUGAUGGGAAUUACAGAAUGCUAUCUUCUAAUGAAAUUAGAGCAAGUUUGAAAGAUGAAAAGAAGAAAAAUUGGGAAGAAAAUAAAUCCCAAGAACACUUGAACCAAAAGAUAUCAGACUUCCCACUUCUAUAUAUCUACCCAGAGGACCCUUUCAGUUGUAGAUGAGAAGACUGAAGAAUGAAUCGGCCGAGGAACCCUUCUACAACUCUUGCUUGCGCUUGACUAGUUGUUAAAAGUUGAUGUAAUCUGAAUCGAUUGAGGAGUCAACAAGGGCCGCUUUCCUUCUCUUUGUCGACGACAACAUAGCAGCUAGCGGCGGGGACGGUUCUUCUUCCUUCUCCCCGGCAACAAAGCAGCAGCAGGCAACUUUCGACUUGCUUCUUCUUCCUCCUUCUCCUUCUUCUCCGCGAUGUUAGAGCAGAAGCUGCCCGCCAAAAACAGAGCAACAAUAGAAGCUGCGGAUUGGGUGAGGGUAUCGGGUUGGAAUGGAUGGAAGGGGGAUUAGAAGCGGCGUCGACAAUUAAUUUUUCUCUGGCCA